AUGCCUUAUUACUCACAAGAAGACCCUUAUUAUCCAAAACUCAACAGAUACAACAACAACAACAACAAUAACCAAACCACAGUGGAGCCAUCGAGUCGAACACACUAUUCAAACUACGACCGAAACUAUGCCAACAGGGACAAAACAAAAGUUUACUACAGAAAAGUCGUCUAUGAAAAUUAUGUAUGGCCAGACAGAAGAGAGAACUCUCACUGUGAACAGAUUCUUCAUUACCACGAUCCUGUCAUUGAAGACGACGUUGUUUUUGACAGAACGUUGAGAAUUCUUCAAGAUAAUGCUCCAAGAGAGCCUUAUAGAAGACGGAGAGAUGAGUUGAAGAGUGUCAUCCAUUGGGGACAAAGAAAGUUGCUCAUGUCUGAAAUUGAAUUUCUCACAGAGUUUGGAUUUCCUGGUGCCACUGUUGUGUAUGCAGGAGCUGCUCCUGGUAAUCAUACAAACUUCUUGAGCGAGAUGUUUCCUGAUUUGUUUUUUGUUUUAGUGGAUCCAAGUCCUUUUGUGUGUCGACCAACAGACAAAAUUAAAAUAAUUAAUGAUUAUUUCACAGACGACCUUGCCAAAGAAUAUUCUGGAAAGAAUGUUUUAUUUAUUAGUGAUAUACGAACCGCAGAACCACAAAGAAUGAGUGAGGAUGAGGUUGAAAAAUGUGUUGCUUGGGACAACCAAGCUCAGAUGAACUGGCACCACUUGCUUAAACCAAAAAUGUCCAUGCUUAAAUUUCGAUUGCCUUACAAGUCUGACAUCACUCCGUUCAUGGAGUACUUGGAUGGUGAGAUUUAUUUACCAGUGUGGGGUCCUCAGACAACAUCAGAGACGAGAUUGAUUUGUAAGGGUGGUUGUGGUACAAAAAUUUAUGACACACAAAUGUAUCAAGAUCAAAUGUUUUUCUUCAAUACUAGAACUAGAGUUUAUUAUUAUCCACAUGAUGUCGAUGCUGUUGGAAUGGAUCAUUGCUAUGACUGUAGAUCAGAGGUUUAUAUUUUGGAAUUGUUUUUAAAAAGAUACAACAUGGUUGAGUAUGGAACAGAAACGGACGAAAAAAGGAGGAGAGAAAUUUUGAACAAAUCUGUUGCCGAAUGGUCUGAGAAAAUAUCCAAAGUCAUUUCAAGCAAAAACGUGACUUUGGCUACCUACGAAAAAGUUCCAAUCGUUUCUCAGAGACCAAAAGAGCUUCACAAGAUUUACGAAACUGACAAGAUUAGAGUUUCCAAGGAGACAAAGGACAAUCCCAAAAAACGUCGAAAUGAUGAUGUGUACAACAGCGACAUCAUACAUACAGAGUACGACAUUGCAUCAGAUGCCAUUACACAGACAGAAAAGAAAAAGAAGUGA
Messenger RNA from Naegleria lovaniensis, 1350 nucleotides. RefSeq lists its product as uncharacterized. The transcript has a single exon. The coding region runs from base 1 to 1350 and encodes 449 amino acids. Lineage: Eukaryota; Heterolobosea; Eutetramitea; Acrasida; Naegleriidae. Gene Ontology annotation, biological process: 7-methylguanosine mRNA capping. The record is from RefSeq and is a predicted model, not a curated record. Gene Ontology annotation, molecular function: methyltransferase cap1 activity.